UAUCUAGCAGCCGCUGCUAACAAAGAACACUCAGAUUGAAUCCUGACAACCACAACAUGGCGCCCGCACGCAUGCGGGAGAACGGUCAUACGUCUGUCGUAAUCAAACGUCGACGGGGUGUGUGACGUCACGGACAGCGACCGCCGGCUGUUUGUAUUAACUGGGAGUGAAGGCGCUUCGGAGAAAUGGCGUCCUCGAUUUGGAAAGGGCUGGUAGGGGUCGGACUCUUUGCCUUGGCACAUGCGGCCUUCUCAGCGGCUCAGCAUCGUUCUUAUAUGCGGUUGACUGAAAAGGAAGAUGAGACGUUACCAAUAGAUAUAGUUCUACAAACCUUGCUGGCAUUUGUAGUGGCCUGCUACGGCAUAGUUCACAUUGCGGGAGAGUUUAAAGACAUGGAUGCCACUUCAGAAUUAAAGAAUAAGACAUUCGAUACUUUAAGGAACCAUCCCUCAUUUUAUGUCUUCAACCACAGAGGACGGGUAAUGUUCCAGUCCCCAGACACAGAGGAUUGCCAACAAAAUCAAGCUGCUUCUACGUCUAACGCACCACUGAAGCUACGAAAGUUAGAGUCGCUGCAACGUUAACAAAGGGUUUUUACAGAUGACUAUAGAAGAGAACAUUGUAAUAACAUUGGAGUCCAGGAUUUAAACUUUUUUUUUUUUUUUUUUUUUUUUCUGGAGCAGUAUUUAUAUUGAUCUUCCAGACUUUAUAAGAUAAAAAAAUGGGGACUUUCUUUGUACAGUUAUUGAAGAGGACUGUAUUGUGUACUAGCAAUGCACUGUAACUUAUUGCUACAAUGAUGUUGUAAAAGAUGUCUUUUUUUUUUUCCUUGAAACAUUAAAUGAUGCUGCAGCUCGGUUUUUUCCCUGUACCAAAAUGUACUUCUUGUUUUAAUGCUCAUUUAAAAUAAGAGGGAAUGCCAAUAUUUGAUGGAUGGAUCGAGAGAUAAUAAAUGUAUAUUUAUCUCUUUA
Rana temporaria (common frog) is the source of this 971-nucleotide messenger RNA. RefSeq names its product membrane magnesium transporter 1 (gene MMGT1). Gene Ontology annotation, cellular component: plasma membrane; Golgi apparatus; early endosome. The record is from RefSeq and is a predicted model, not a curated record. Lineage: Eukaryota; Metazoa; Chordata; Amphibia; Anura; Ranidae. Bases 186 to 584 code for a protein of 132 amino acids. The transcript has 4 exons.